Messenger RNA from Porites lobata, 21614 nucleotides. The record is from the annotation of a GenBank genome assembly. Lineage: Eukaryota; Metazoa; Cnidaria; Anthozoa; Scleractinia; Poritidae.
AUUCUUAUCACAUAAAAGCGGUGCGUACAUUCCUGAUUGCACACGAGUUGUUCGGUUCUGACCGGAGCACUUCGACUAGGCCUCCCGCACCUUGUGACAAGUUGCUCAAAGUAAGUGGCUUCCUUUAGUUUUAGCUUUGCGUUCUCAGUCUUUCUUGGCGAUAGUUAAGCUUGUUGUAAAUAGUAGAUGAAGAGUUUAUGACUGUGAGUAGUUUCUUAAAAAGAAUGUUUUCCUAAACUUGAAGAACUGCUAAAGAGAUGGGUUGUGGUUGAAAAAGAGGGAUCGGCUGUUUCUCUAGUUACGAGCUUGAGUUGAGUUAGAGUUGAGUUUGAGUUAAGAUUGAGUUAAAUUUGAGUUACCAAAAGUGCCCUUUUUAUUCUACAGGAAAUGUGUAACUUUCACCGUUUUUUGCUUCUGUUUUUACCUUGUUUGUAUUUUUGUUGCUGCAAUUUUAUGAUUGUUGCGGGUAGAUAACCCCAUGCUAGGGAAAUCGAAACACUUCAUGAGCGCAUGUUAUUGGUGAGCACUGUUUACAUGUUCUGUGAGAAUAAGGUUCUUUCAUCGUCUUCUUAUUUAAACAUAAAACUGUUUUUUUCAGGUCGAUAGAUACCCGGCAUCGUCUCGAGUUUUAACCGAUUUCUCUUCAUAGCUGACAAAGAAAAAGAAUUAAAGGGUCAUCGUGCAAUAAACAAGGGCAAAAGAGAAGAAAAAAUGUAACAACUGUUCUUUUUUCCACUAUAUUGUUAAUGCAAGGCCCCCGGAGCGGAUUUUCAAGUGGGGGGGGGCUUAUGCGAACGCUUGAGCGUGAGCAAACUAGAAGGGUUCUAGGGCAUACUCCCCCGGGAAAAUUUCAAAUCUAAAACUGCCAAUAGCAAUAUAAAUUUGUAAUUAUUACAUCGGCACACAGGCAACGGUUGAGUGUCACCAGGUCAUUUUUAAGUCAGAUUCUUUGAAGGUGCCAAAGUUGUCUUUCCGAUUGUCAUUAAGAGCUGCAAACUCAUUGGCUACAGCUACAAGACAAAGUUUGUCCAUUCUGUUUGUGAGUGUUCAGUAUUUUCAGAUUACUAAACCUUGUUUGUGUGUUAAGUGCCAGAUCUGGGUAACCAAAGUAAAAAAAAAAAAAAAAUUAAACCAUCCGAAAAAGUGGCCCACCACCUGCGCGGUUCCUGUAAUGCACUUGCGACUGACUUUUGUAGCAUUCCAUCGUGUUGUGAUCUUACGGUUUCCAAUAAAUUGCACUAUUAACUGUUGCAUAAUGGACUCUUUCAUUGCAAAGUGCUUUCUGCUUCUCAAAGAAACAGGUAACUUCAAAUUCAAGGGUUUUUUUGUCUUGGUGGCCAUGGAUCCAAACAUUAGAGAGCUUAUUGCCGUCGUUAUAAAGCAACGACUUCGACGACGGCAACGAGAAAUGACAGGCAAAAAAGCAAUAGGCCGGUUCACAGUAGGGACCAAAGUGCAAGUGUAACUGAAGUCAAAUAGGCUUUGAAAAGAAGAUUCAAUAGAUUUCCAGGCAUGGCUGCGCGCGCCUAAAACGUGAGAAGUGGUUUUUGUAUGAAAAGUUCCAAGGUUUCUAAAUUGUUGGUACAAAUACUUUUUCAGCUUUUAUUAAUUUUUGUUCAUUCAUCCAGGUUGACGUUGUUUUUGUCUGCAACUUGUAGUGCUGUAAAGUAAUCCACAUUUUCACGGGAAAUUAAUUAUUCACUACGGAAUUACUAGGUGUACACAACUUUUGUGACACGCCGUUAAUUAAAGAAAAAUGACAAUUUUGUUUUGUGUGCGUGUUUAGAUGCAAAUUACUUGUGAGCACAAGUUGGCGCGCAGUUGAUUGCCUGCCUCACAAUUAGAUCACAACUUUUUUCUCAACCUAGAAUUUUCUACCCUAAGUCUACUUGAAAUACCCCUUCAAAAAACAACUACUAAAAGUAGAAGGUUAGGGACAGAAGUGCAGUAAACAGCACAGAACACAAUUGACGUCAGUGUGACUAAAUUGGAGUGUUUGUCUGGCUUGUGUAAAACAAAGUGUCCGUCCGUUAAUUGCAUCAUUUGCGUAUUUUGCGAGACGUAUAAAUUAGCUGUAAAGAGAAAAAGAUACAUCCAGUUAGUGAACUUUAUUACUCACUCUUGUCUACCUCAAAAAGUUAACAAAGAGAAGUAAACGGCUAGCAUAGCCUGUUCAUGUUGUCCUUCAGCAAAAAAAACAAACAAUUAAAAAAUUAAUUAAAACUGUUCUAGUGAGGCCCCAAACUUCUGUUUAAAAAAUCCAAGCUUUCGCCGAUCAACGGCAUCAUGGGCUAGCAUAAUGUUACAGGUCCGUAGGGAAAGGGGGGAUGCGACGGGUGCGCUCGCAACCCCCCCCCCCCCUACAGGUUCCAUAGGUCCACUUUUUUGUUGAUCAAAGAUUAAAAACAAAGUGAAUUUAGAGUGUUGUUCUAGUCUAAGUCACUGAUUGUCAUCGGCUCCUGUGAUUGUGUAGUAAAAUUGAAAAUACUGCGAAAUAGCUCAUAAGCCUAACUCGCCCUUUUCACAAAACGUGUUUUAGCCUUCGUCAACUAUAAAAAAGGGGAUUUGGUAUACCUACAAAGCAGUUGUGCCUUGCUAAUACGUCACUUGCUCCUUCAUUUUUUGUCCUUAACUGGUAAUGUCUGUUUUGGAUGAUUCGUAGUCAUUGUCGUAUUCCCUGCUAGCAGAGGUCUCUCACGACGAGGCAAAAAUUUUUGCCUCGUCGUGAGAGACCUCUGCUAGCAGGGAAAUUGUCGUAGUGUGGAUUUAGCAGAUAUUUCUGAUAUUUCUUUCUCUGCGAGGUCAUGUGGUCUUGUGCUGUACAGUGAUUUCCUGUAGAUUCUUAUCUUUGAAAACGUUACAGUCAAGAAGACUUUAGCAGGGACUGAUCAAACAAGGUGAAAUAGAGUUUAGUUGCGAUAUUUCGACUGGCCAAUACCAGUCUUCAUCAGGUUUAUUGAGAUAUCACGAAUUUACAGAAAUAUGAAGUAAAAAUGAUGACCGGAAAUUACAUAAUAUGACGUGGUAUGGUGUGGCUACUUAAAAAGACAAGAUAACAAAAAAAAUAAAAGAUAUACUAUAUAUAGUUACAGUUCAUCACGUUUAUUGAUGCCCAGAUGCUCAGUUGUCUUAGCUUCAUGAAUAAGGUGGACUUCACGUGCUUUCCUGAAAGAAUCACGCCCAUUAUCUUUGCUUUAUCAGAAAUUGACCUCUGAUCGCUAGCUGUAGGUGUAGGGAUUUUCCUUUCUCACUUUUAAAAGCGCCCCAUGAACCUUUAGGGUUUGGUUCCAUAGUUUUCUGCAAAGUGUUGGAUCUGAAUCGUCAGUUUAACAGUAUGACAGGGUAUGAGAUUCCCUGCUAUAGUUUUGACAUUCUCGACCCAGCUUUUUUUUUAUUUCGUUUUUUGGCGAGAGCGGUACAACCGUUUCUGACUGGACGCAUUUAUCGAACUGUUUCAGAGAAUGCGAAUUCUUGUCAUUGUUGGGUACACGUUGCGUUGCUGCCUAAUUUCACAUUUUCUGGAGGACGGAAACACCAUACAGCCAUUUUUUUAUUUUUCUUCUUUUUUUGUUAACUUAGAUACCGGCCUUUUAGAAUUCAUCUUCAGAAAAACAUACCAACAUUUGGCAAAUUGAACGACGUGGAAUAUUAGCGAUGAGUUUUGAAACAGCGUGAAUUCACUUUUGUUAAGAUGCUCCAACCUUCUUCAGAAUUUUUGGUGAAACCAUAGGAAAUGUAGAGUGCAUUAUGUGGAGUGCAUGCAGAAUGCUUUCUGCGCUAGUCUUUCGAUCCUUUUAUAGUGAAAUCGAAGAGAAUGAUGACAGGAUUCAAGCUAUGGUAAUUAGACGUUCUUUUCGUUUAAUUUGAAAUAAUUUGCUCACGAUAAAUAGCCUGUUUUAGGCGUUCAGAAUGUGUUCCAGGGUUCUAGAAGGCGGGAUUCCAAGGAAGGGGAGCUGAGGAGGUGGGGAGGAGGGAGGUUGUGGGGGAGGGCUGCAGGUGUCUACGCCCUUUCCCACUUGUAGAAAUGAAAAAUUACGUUGUUUUGAAAUUACUCGCUUGAUAUGUUUAACGCCGAUAAUCUUUGCCAUCACUCGCAUUCACAGAGUUUAAAAAUUAAAAAAACAACGCCCAAAACGGUAACUCAAACCUUACUUAAUCUUAACUCAAACUUGACUCAAACUCGACUCAGACUCGUUACUCGAUCGUCAUCCCACAAAGACACGCCUUACGCUCAAUGAUGCUGUAAUCUCAUUCAUGGUUUACAUAAUUCGGGACUUUUCAUUUGGUCUGUCGUCAUACUGGAUUCUUUUAAACGAUUUUCGUUGGCUUGUUAUAAAGUCGUCUUUUGGUCUUGUGAGAUAAGAAAGACAUUCUUACUCUUCUGAUUUAAACACAGUAAAGGGGAAGGGGUUGGUGGAUACGCUCUGCCCUCCGUUGAGGAGGUACAACGUCGGGGCAGUCAGCCAAAUCCAGUCUAGGUAUAUGUUAAGAUUGUUAACUCUUAAGCCACGUGCAAACGGACGCCACAUUGUUGGCCAACACAACUCCCAACAUUGUUGGGUGUUACAUGUUGCGUCCCUUUGGACAGCCGGUUGCAUGUUGUUGCGCAAAGUUUGAAACCAGUAAAACGUUUAGCCCUGUUGAAACGAACCCAACAUUGUUGGCCAGUAACUCCCAACAUUGUUAGGAGCUGUUAGGUCCGUUUGCACGUAGCAUUACAGAUGGCCUUUUUUUUCAGAUGGUAUUUUUGUGUCAUUAAUGAUUGUCUCGGUCAUCCGGUCAUAUUAAUUUUGCUUGUUUUAUUUAAGUAUACAGGACUGCCAAAGAGAAAAAAUGAAGAGCACUGCAAUUUUGGCGUUUGCUUUGGUAACUCUCUGUGCCAUGGAAUGCUAUGUAUCAGGUACAAAAAUUUAUUAUUAAGUUAUUGUUAGAUUUAUUAUUAUUAGAUUUUGUUAACUAGUAGGCCGACAGGAAUCUUUCACGUGCAACAAGAAUAGAUCAGAAUAUGACCGUCAAAAAUAAACUUAUUUCUAGCCGUGAGUUUUAGAGCGUCCUUUUUAAAAACAGUCCGGCUUUCAAAACAAGUUUUGCGUGAGUCUGGCAGCGAUAGAAAUUUCGGUUAUUUUCAGUCUUUACCAACAGUUUGCCGAACUCUCAGUUACACACACACACAUCAGUGUUUCCAAAAUGGUUGCCACAAAAAGACACUUGUUAGAUGUUUUGGCCCUCUGUGUAUGGAUCUAGUUAUUGCAAAACACAAUUUAAAAAUGUCCUAACUUGCGGAGCUGAGCUUAUAAAAUCAUUACGUCUUUUUCAGCUGUUCACUUUAAGCGAAAGGAGGAACCACGAGUCGCUGAACACGACAGUCCAGGUAAGUUUAUUUUUGUUUAUUUAUUUAUUUAGUCACUCACAAAACAUACAAGCAUUAAGCGAAGUGAACAAUAGCUGUCAAAUAAAUUGUUAAAAAAAAGUUAAUGUGGCAAGGAAGCCUAACGAAUCCUAACUGAGAGCUCAUAUUCAUAAGCCACAGGAACGUGUGACGAACCCCUAAGAACGUCUACGUGGGAGGCUAUAUCAUCCAUAGGCUUCCUUAAGCUACAAUAGUCCCAACAAUACUCGUCAAAAAUCUUGAAACACUUGUGUCUAUUUCCCCUUCCCCAAUGUUGAUUUGGGUAUCUCAGUGGUCUCAGUGCUUCAAAAUACGCGUGGCUCAACAUUAAGGAGGGAGAAGGCACAUUUCAGGGGGGAAAACAGUGUGAAGUAGAAAUAUCAUGAUUUUUCCAGAAAAUUCGAGAGAAACGGUGUCUGUUUCAACGAUUUGUGACGAGUAUUGUAGAUUACUCAGUAAUUACCUGCUUGAGAACAGUUUAUAUAGAAAACAUAAAACUUAAUAAGCGACAGAAUGACCAUCAAUGGGAUAUUUCCAAGAUUUUUUAAAAAAAAACAAAUGUGGAAGAAGAGUUGGUUAAUGAACUAGGCAACGAAAUCCAGAUUUUUGGUCCCCGAUAAAGGAUACUGAACCGCUGAAUAUUCAUUCCACAAAAAUGAGGUCUACAGUAUAUACUUAUAGGCUAGUCGAGUUUCAUAAUGAUGGACCUGGCUACUACUUAGGGACCGUAAGAUUAUUACGCCCCAGGGGAGGGGGGUUUGGGGGGGUGGGGGGGGGGGGGAGGGUACAAUUUUCUAAGAGGCUUGAUUUUGGGGGGUCAAUUUUGAAAAUGCACAAAACGUGAGAGGGGUCGAAAUAUUAAGGCACAGGGCUGGCUUUCUAUGAAACAGUUGUCAAACUAUGUUAUGGUUCUUUGCCAACAAUAAAAUGUUACCCGUAUAAAGCUUGGCCCAGAAACCUAUCAGCUACUUCGCUACCAGGAAUGCAGCGUGCAUGAAGGCACAUACGCCUAUGCAUACAGCUGAAAUCCGGAAAAAAAAAAUAUAUAGAUUUUCUUUUCGUGAGUCUGGCAGCGAUAGAAAUGUCGGUUAUUUUCAGUCUCUACCAACAGUUUGCCGAACUCUCAGUCACACACACACAUUAGUGUUUCCAAAAUGGUUGCCACAAAAAGACACUUUUUAGUUGUUUUGGCCCUCUGUGUAUGGAUCUAGUUAUUGCAAAACACAAUUUAAAAAUGUCCUAACUUGCGGAGCUGAGCAUAUAAAAUCAUUACGUCUUUUUCAGCUGUUCACUUUAAGCGAAAGGAAGAACCACAAGUCGCUGAACACGACAGUCCAGGUAAGUUUAUUUUUUGUUUAUUUAUUUAUUUAGUCACUCACAAAACAUACAAACAUUAAGCGAAUUGAACAAUAGCUGUCAAAUAGAUUGUUAAAAAAGUUAAUGUGACAAGGAAGCCUAACGAAUCCUAACUGAGAGCUCAUAUUCAUUAGCCACAGGAACGUGUGACGCACCCCUAAGAACUUCUGCGUGGGAGGCUAUUAGGGAGCUUAAGCAAAGACGACGGGGAUGUCAGCGAGAAGGGCAUACAGGAAUAGGUUUAGAUUGGCAAAACAACAGCUCUGCACGUGCAUCAUGCUUUUUGUACAUGGCUUUGCCGUCACUGCACGACUACGACGUGAAAAUGCCUAACUUCACGUAUUGUGGAGGACGUGAACACAAAACAACGACUUUGUUUUUCUUUUCCUGAACUUCGUUACCGUCUUAUAAACACGAGAGGGGUUGGGAGAAUUCGAGACAGUUAUGCAAACCCGAGACGAAGUCGAGGGUUUGCAUAACUGUCGAGAAUUCUCCCAGCGCCUCGAGUGCUCAUAUCAGGCUAUGCAAACACAGGAAAAAAGUUUUCUAUUGCUUUCAUAAAAUAACUUUCCCUUUCCCUUUACACAGUCCAGUUUUAAUAUUUAUACAGUCCAGUUUUAAUUUUUACACAGUCCAGUUUUAUUUUUUUACACAGUCCAGUUUUAAUAUUUAUACAGUCCAGUUUAAAUUUUUACACAGUCCAGUUUUAUUUUUUACAAAGUCCAGUUUUAAUAUUUAUACAGUCCAGUUUUAUUUUUUACACAGUCCAGUUUUAUUUUUUACACAGUCCAGUUUUAUUUUUUACACAGUCCAGUUUUAUUUCCUGUGUAGUUACCAGACCUCUUUCGCUCUACUGUAACACGUGUUAUCUCACGGCAGCCAUUUUGUAUUUCCUUGCGACGAUGGAUUCAGUCAUCAGGCAGGUUGUUCGAGAGGAACUGAGAAGUUCAAAUUCUAGUCUUCCAGAAACUGCGUCUUCUACUAAUCAAGAUGAUCAGGGAAGACGUGAAAACGAAUCAGAUGUGGCUGGAUCAUCACGAAGUUCGUUUUCAUCACGAACAGUGGGCCGUUUGGGGUGUUUCUAAAACGAAGACCUAAGACCCCCCGGGGGGGUACUCCCUUAUAAGGGCUUAAUGGGGACGUGCAGCCAGCCAGGGUAUGUUUUUCGGGAUUUUUGUCAUAAACAGGGUAUCGAUUUUAUCAUUUUUUGUCUUAAUCAGGGUAUCGAUUUUAUCAGUUUUUCAAACAGGGUAUCUUUUCUUGAACGAUAAACAGCCUGCGCGUAUGUUCUACGAAUGUCUUAAACAGGGUAUCAAAAUCGGAAUUCUGUCUUAAACAGGGUAGGAAAAUCAGCGAUUUUUGUCUUAAACAGGGUCGGGGUAUAAGGGGCCGGACCGCACCUUCCGACCCAAGGAUAUAUCGAGUACCCCCCCGGGCUAAGACCUAAGACCCCGUGGACUAAAACGAAUACCCUUGGACUAAAACAAAGACACUCUGGACUAAAACGAAGACCCUCGCAGGGUGUUUAUCGUCCAAGAAAAGAUACCCUGUUUGAAAAAUUGAUAAAAUCGAUACCCUGAUUAAGACAAAAAAUGAUAAUAUAAAAUCAUACCCUGUUUAAGACAAAAAUCCCGAAAAACGUACCCUGGCUGGCUGCUCGUCCCCAUUAAGCCCUUAUAAGGGAGUACCUCCCUCCCCUGGGGGUCUUAGGUCUUCGUUUUAGAAACACCCCAACCGGCCCACUGUUCGUGAUGAAAACGAACUUCGUGAUGAUCCAGCCACACCUGAUUCGUUUUCACUUCUUCCCUGAUCAUCUUGAUUAGUAGAAGACGCAGUUUCUGGACGACUAGAAUUUGAACGUCUCAGUUCCUCUUGAACAACCUGCCUGAUGAUUGAAUCCAUCGUUGCAAGGAAAUACAAAAUGACUGCCGUGAGAUAACGCUUGUUACAGUAGAGCGAGAGAGGUCUGGUAACUACACAGAAAAUAAAAAUGGACUGUGUAAAAAUUAAAACACUUACUGGACUCUGUAAAAAUUAAAACUGGACUGUGUAAAAAAUAAAAUUAGACUGUGUAAAACCACAACUGGACUGUCAAAAACCAAUACUGGACUGUGACCCUCUUGGGCCAUCGUAUAGUUAUUUUGUAAAUAUUCAUAGGCUUCCUUAAGCUAGAUUACUCAGUAAUUACCUGCUUGAGAACAGAGUAUAAAGAAAACAUAAAACUUAAUAAGCGACAGAAUGACCAUCAAUGGGAUAAUUCCAAGAUUUUUAAAAAAAAAACAAAUGUGGAAGAAGAGUUGGUUAAUGAACUAGGCAACGAAAUCCAGAUUUUUGGUCCCCGAUAAAGGAUACUGAACCGCUGAAUAUUCAUUCCACAAAAAUGAGGUCUACAGUAUAUACUUAUAGGCUAGUCGAGUUUCAUAAUGAUGGACCUGGCUACUACUUAGGGACCGUACGUUUAUUACGUCCAGGGGAGGGGGGGUUUGGGAGGGGGGUACAAUUUUCUAAGAGGCUUUAUUUUGGGAGGUCAAUUUUGAAAAUGCACAAAACGUGAGAGGGGUCGAAAUAUUAAGACAUAGGGCUGGCCUUCUAUGUAACAGUUGUCCAACUAUAUUAUGGUUCUUUGCCAACAAUAAAAUGUUACCCGUAUAAAGCUUGGCCCAGAAACCUAUCAGCUAUUUCUGCUACCAGGAAUGUAGCGUGCAUGAAGGCACAUACGCCUAUGCAUACAGCUGAAAUCCGGAAAAAAAAAAUAUAUAGAUUUUCUUUUCGUGAGUCUGGCAGCGAUAGAAAUGUCGGUUAUUUUCAGUCUCUACCAACAGUUUGCCGAACUCUCAGUUACACACACACACACACACUAGUGUUUCCAAAAUGGUUGCCACAAAAAGACACUUGUUAGAUGUUUUGGCCCUCUGUGUAUGGAUCUAGUUAUCAAAACACAAUUUAAAAAUGUCCUAACUUGCGGAGCUGAGCUUAUAAAAUCAUUACGUCUUUUUCAGCUGUUCACUUUAAGCGAAAGGAAGAACCACGAGUCGCUGAACACGACAGUCCAGGUAAGUUUAUUUUUUGUUUAUUUAUUUAUUUAGUCACUCACAAAACGUACAAACAUUAAGCGAAUUGAACAAUAGCUGUCAAAUAGAUUGUUAAAAAAGUUAAUGUGACAAGGAAGCCUAACGAAUCCUAACUGAGAGCUCAUAUUCAUUAGCCACAGGAACGUGUGACGCACCCCUAAGAACUUCUGCGUGGGAGGCUAUUAGGGAGCUUAAGCAAAGACGACGGGGAUGUCAGCGAGAAGGGCAUACAGGAAUAGGUUUAGAUUGGCAAAACAACAGCUCUGCACGUGCAUCAUGCUUUUUGUACAUGGCUUUGCCGUCACUGCACGACUACGACGUGAAAAUGCCUAACUUCACGUAUUGUGGAGGACGUGAACACAAAACAACGACUUUGUUUUUCUUUUCCUGAACUUCGUUACCGUCUUAUAAACACGAGAGGGGUUGGGAGAAUUCGAGACAGUUAUGCAAACCCGAGACGAAGUCGAGGGUUUGCAUAACUGUCGAGAAUUCUCCCAACGCCUCGAGUGCUCAUAUCAGGCUAUGCAAACACAGGAAAAAAGUUUUCUAUUGCUUUUAUAAAAUAACUUUCCCUUUCCCUUUACACAGUCCAGUUUUAAUAUUUAUACAGUCCAGUUUUAAUUUUUACACAGUCCAGUUUUAUUUUUUUACACAGUCCAGUUUUAAUAUUUAUACAGUCCAGUUUAAAUUUUUACACAGUCCAGUUUUAUUUUUUACAAAGUCCAGUUUUAAUAUUUAUACAGUCCAGUUUUAUUUUUUACACAGUCCAGUUUUAUUUUUUACACAAUCCAGUUUUAUUUUUUACGCAGUCCAGUUUUAUUUCUUACACAGUCCAGUUUUAUUUUUUUUUCACAGUCCAGUUUUAUUUUUACACGGUCAAUACACAGUCCAGUUUUAUUUUUUUACACAGUCCAGUUUUAUUUCCUGUGUAGUUACCAGACCUCUUUGGCUCUACUGUAACACGUGUUAUCUCACGGCAGCCAUUUUGUAUUUCCUUGCGACGAUGGAUUCAGUCAUCAGGCAGGUUGUUCGAGAGGAACUGAGAAGUUCAAAUUCUAGUCUUCCAGAAACUGCGUCUUCUACUAAUCAAGAUGAUCAGGGAAGACGUGAAAACGAAUCAGAUGUGGCUGGAUCAUCACGAAGUUCGUUUUCAUCGCGAACAGUGGGCCGUUUGGGGUGUUUCUAAAACGAAGACCCAAAAACGAAGACUAAGACCCCCGGGGGGGGUACUCCCUUAUAAGGGCUUAAUGGGGACGUGCAGCCAGCCAGGGUAUGUUUUUCGGGAUUUUUGUCAUAAACAGGGUAUCGAUUUUAUCAUUUUUUGUCUUAAUCAGGGUAUCGAUUUUAUCAGUUUUUCAAACAGGGUAUCUUUUCUUGAACGAUAAACAGCCUGCGCGUAUGUUCUACGAAUGUCUUAAACAGGGUAUCAAAAUCGGAAUUCUGUCUUAAACAGGGUAGGAAAAUCAGCGAUUUUUGUCUUAAACAGGGUCGGGGUAUAAGGGGCCGGACCGCACCUUCCGACCCAAGGAUAUAUCGAGUACCCCCCCGGGCUAAGACCUAAGACCCCGUGGACUAAAACGAAUACCCUUGGACUAAAACAAAGACACUCUGGACUAAAACGAAGACCCUCGCAGGGUGUUUAUCGUCCAAGAAAAGAUACCCUGUUUGAAAAAUUGAUAAAAUCGAUACCCUGAUUAAGACAAAAAAUGAUAAUAUAAAAUCAUACCCUGUUUAAGACAAAAAUCCCGAAAAACGUACCCUGGCUGGCUGCUCGUCCCCAUUAAGCCCAUAUAAGGGAGUACCUCCCUCCCCUGGGGGUCUUAGGUCUUCGUUUUAGAAACACCCCAACCAGCCACACCUGAUUCGUUUUCACUUCUUCCCUGAUCAUCUUGAUUAGUAGAAGACGCAGUUUCUGGACGACUAGAAUUUGAACGUCUCAGUUCCUCUUGAACAACCUGCCUGAUGAUUGAAUCCAUCGUUGCAAGGAAAUACAAAAUGACUGCCGUGAGAUAACGCUUGUUACAGUAGAGCGAGAGAGGUCUGGUAACUACACAGAAAAUAAAACUGGACUGUGUAAAAAAAAUAAAAAUGGACUGUGUAAAAAUUAAAACACUUACUGGACUCUGUAAAAAUUAAAACUGGACUGUGUAAAAAAUAAAAUUAGACUGUGUAAAACCACAACUGGACUGUCAAAAACCAAUACUGGACUGUGACCCUCUUGGGCCAUCGUAUAGUUAUUUUAUAAAUAUUCAUAGGCUUCCUUAAGCUAGAUUACUCAGUAAUUACCUGCUUGAGAACAGAGUAUAAAGAAAACAUAAAACUUAAUAAGCGACAGAAUGACCAUCAAUGGGAUAAUUCCAAGAUUUUAAAAAAAAAAACAAAUGUGGAAGAAGAGUUGGUUAAUGAACUAGGCAACGAAAUCCAGAUUUUUGGUCCCCGAUAAAGGAUACUGAACCGCUGAAUAUUCAUUCCACAAAAAUGCGGUCUACAGUAUAUACUUAUAGGCUAGUCGAGUUUCAUAAUGAUGGACCUGGCUACUACUUAGGGACCGUACGUUUAUUACGUCCAGGGGAGGGGGGGUUUGGGAGGGGGGUACAAUUUUCUAAGAGGCUUUAUUUUGGGAGGUCAAUUUUGAAAAUGCACAAAACGUGAGAGGGGUCGAAAUAUUAAGACAUAGGGCUGGCCUUCUAUGUAACAGUUGUCAAACUAUAUUAUGGUUCUUUGCCAACAAUAAAAUGUUACCCGUAUAAAGCUUGGCCCAGAAACCUAUCAGCUAUUUCUGCUACCAGGAAUGUAGCGUGCAUGAAGGCACAUACGCCUAUGCAUACAGCUGAAAUCCGGAAAAAAAAUAUAUAGAUUUUCUUUUCGUGAGUCUGGCAGCGAUAGAAAUUUCGGUUAUUUUCAGUCUCUACCAACAGUUUGCCGAACUCUCAGUUACACACACACACACACUAGUGUUUCCAAAAUGGUUGCCACAAAAAGGCACUUGUUAGACGUUUUGGCCCUCUGUGUAUGGAUCUAGUUAUCAAAACACAAUUUAAAAAUGUCCUAACUUGCGGAGCUGAGCUUAUAAAAUCAUUACGUCUUUUUCAGCUGUUCACUUUAAGGGAAAGGAAGAACCACGAGUCGCUGAACACGACAGUCCAGGUAAGUUUAUUUUUUGUUUAUUUAUUCAUUUAGUCACUCACAAAACGUACAAACAUUAAGCGAAUUGAACAAUAGCUGUCAAAUAGAUUGUUAAAAAAGUUAAUGUGACAAGGAAGCCUAACGAAUCCUAACUGAGAGCUCAUAUUCAUUAGCCACAGGAACGUGUGACGCACCCCUAAGAACUUCUGCGUGGGAGCCUAUUAGGGAGCUUAAGCAAAGACGACAGGGAUGUCAGCGAGAAGGGCAAAACAGGAAUAGGUUUAGAUUGGCAAAACAACAGCUCUGCACGUGCAUCAUGCUUUUUGUACAUGGCUUUGCCGUCACUGCACGACUACGACGUGAAAAUGCCUAACUUCACGUAUUGUGGAGGACGUGAACACAAAACAACGACUUUGUUUUUCUUUUCCUGAACUUCGUUACCGUCUUAUAAACACGAGAGGGGUUGGGAGAAUUCGAGACAGUUAUGCAAACCCGAGACGAAGUCGAGGGUUUGCAUAACUAUCGAGAAUUCUCCCAACGCCUCGAGUGCUCAUAUCAGGCUAUGCAAACACAGGAAAAAAGUUUUCUAUUGCUUUUAUAAAAUAACUUUCCCUUUCCCUUUACACAGUCCAGUUUUAAUAUUUAUACAGUCCAGUUUUAAUUUUUACACAGUCCAGUUUUAUUUUUUUACACAGUCCAGUUUUAAUAUUUAUACAGUCCAGUUUAAAUUUUUACACAGUCCAGUUUUAUUUUUUACAAAGUCCAGUUUUAAUAUUUAUACAGUCCAGUUUUAUUUUUUACACAGUCCAGUUUUAUUUUUUACACAAUCCAGUUUUAUUUUUUACACAGUCCAGUUUUAUUUCUUACACAGUCCAGUUUUAUUUUUUUUUUCACAGUCCAGUUUUAUUUUUACACGGUCAAUACACAGUCCAGUUUUAUUUUUUUACACAGUCCAGUUUUAUUUCCUGUGUAGUUACCAGACCUCUUUGGCUCUACUGUAACACGUGUUAUCUCACGGCAGCCAUUUUGUAUUUCCUUGCGACGAUGGAUUCAGUCAUCAGGCAGGUUGUUCGAGAGGAACUGAGAAGUUCAAAUUCUAGUCUUCCAGAAACUGCGUCUUCUACUAAUCAAGAUGAUCAGGGAAGACGUGAAAACGAAUCAGAUGUGGCUGGAUCAUCACGAAGUUCGUUUUCAUCACGAACAGUGGGCCGUUUGGGGUGUUUCUAAAACCAUAGUUAUUAGAGGAGACUGGUUAUGAAAGGCGGCAAACAUCAAUGAUAAAAACAACAGUGCUGCAGUUUAUGUUCAAAGAACCGUGAAAGUGCACAAUCCUUUGUUUUCUGUUGGCAAAUUGUUACGGGCAACGCAGCCAGCCAGGGUAUGUUUUUGAACGUUGGAUUUUUGUCAUAAACAGGGUUUAUCGAUUUUAUCAUUUUUUGUCUUAAUCAGGGUAUCGAUUUUUUAUCAGAUUUUUCAAACAGGGUAUCGAUUUUUCAGUUUUUUGAACGAUAAACGAUAAACAGCCUGCGCGUAUGUUCUACGAAUGUCUUAAACAGGGUAUCAAAAUCGGAAUUCUGUCUUAAACAGGGUAGGAAAAUCAGCGAUUUUUGUCUUAAACAGGGUCGGGGUAUAAGGGGCCGGACCGCACCUUCCGACCCAAGGAUAUAUCGAGUACCCCCGGGCUAAGACCUAAGACCCCGUGGACUAAAACGAAGACCCUUGGACUAAAACGAAGACCCUCUGGACUAAAACGAAGACCCUCGCAGGGUGUUUAUCGUCCAAGAAAAGAUACCCUGUUUGAAAAAUUGAUAAAAUCGAUACCCUGAUUAAGACAAAAAAUGAUAAUAUAAAAUCAUACCCUGUUUAAGACAAAAAUCCCGAAAAACGUACCCUGGCUGGCUGCUCGUCCCCAUUAAGCCCUUAUAGGGAGUACCUCCCUCCCUGGGGGUCUUAGGUCUUCGUUUUAGAAACACCCCAACCGGCCCACUGUUCGUGAUGAAAACGAACUUCGUGAUGAUCCAGCCACACCUGAUUCGUUUUCACUUCUUCCCUGAUCAUCUUGAUUAGUAGAAGACGCAGUUUCUGGACGACUAGAAUUUGAACGUCUCAGUUCCUCUUGAACAACCUGCCUGAUGAUUGAAUCCAUCGUUGCAAGGAAAUACAAAAUGACUGCCGUGAGAUAACGCUUGUUACAGUAGAGCGAGAGAGGUCUGGUAACUACACAGAAAACUGUGUAAAAAUGGACUGUGUAAAAAUUAAAACACUUACUGGACUCUGUAAAAAUUAAAACUGGACUGUGUAAAAAUAAAAUUAGACUGUGUAAAACCACAACUGGACUGUCAAAAACCAAUACUGGACUGUGACCCUCUUGGGCCAUCGUAUAGUUAUUUUAUAAAUAUUCAUAGGCUUCCUUAAGCUAGAUUACUCAGUAAUUACCUGCUUGAGAACAGAGUAUAAAGAAAACAUAAAACUUAAUAAGCGACAGAAUGACCAUCAAUGGGAUAAUUCCAAGAUUUUAAAAAAAAAAACAAAUGUGGAAGAAGAGUUGGUUAAUGAACUAGGCAACGAAAUCCAGAUUUUUGGUCCCCGAUAAAGGAUACUGAACCGCUGAAUAUUCAUUCCACAAAAAUGCGGUCUACAGUAUAUACUUAUAGGCUAGUCGAGUUUCAUAAUGAUGGACCUGGCUACUACUUAGGGACCGUACGUUUAUUACGUCCAGGGGAGGCGGGGUUUGGGAGGGGGGUACAAUUUUCUAAGAGGCUUGAUUUUGGGAGGUCAAUUUUGAAAAUGCACAAAACGUGAGAGGGGUCGAAAUAUUAAGACACAGGGCUGGCCUUCUAUGUAACAGUUGUCCAACUAUAUUAUGGUUCUUUGCCAACAAUAAAAUGUUACCCGUAUAUAGCUUGGCCCAGAAACCUAUCAGCUAUUUCUGCUACCAGGAAUGUAGCGUGCAUGAAGGCACAUACGCCUAUGCAUACAGCUGAAAUCCGGAAGAAAAUAUAUAGAUUUUCGUUUCCCGAAGGCAUUUUUAUCAUUAUAUUGGUGAUUUUGUGUUAGGAUUUCCUUUAUCCUUUUACUGAUUAAGUGGAGUGAAAUGGAUCCGAAUGUGAAGCCGCAGACCCUGCAAUGGUUGAGACUUUUGACCAUGCCAACUGCAAUUCUAUCCCGGGGUAUAAUGUAGCUCUCAUAACUUAGUUGAUUUAUCCUGUCAACAUGCACAGCUGAGCGUAGCUUCAGCGGUUUGUGGAGACUGCAAACUCUUUUACGAAGGACCGUGACAGACGAGAGACUGAGCUCUCUUGCAAUUCUUCACAUGCACAUGGCAUUAUAACAGUUUUACCCGUCUGAAGGGUACACAUCUCGCCCGCUUGUAAUUAUAACGUCCUUGAUGGCGCCACUGUUUUACCCUUGUUUGCCGUAAACAGUUUGUACUUUACCGAUCGUCUUUAUUUACUGAAAAUGGUGAAGAAAACGCAAGAGAUGGCACUUCCGAGACCCUAAAUUUGAAAAAUCUCUGGGGGAGCAUGCCCCCAGACUCCCCCAGGUUUCUUCCCCCGCGUGCACCUUCAAAAUCACACGCUAUGUUGUCAACUACCGGCAUCUUAUAGCUUAUGAAAUCAAUGCCCAAGGAUGGAAGAAGAGACUUAGUCUAGAACAGUUUGGAGAGGGGGGGUGCAUUUUAAAAAUAAAAAUUGCCAAGGAGGGGUUCAAUGGUCAUAUGUAAUUAUUUUAAGGGGGUACAGUUUUGAUACACAAUGCUUUUCUGAACGCUUCCCCCCACCCCCGACCGGGAUGUAAUAAACGUACGGUCCCUUAAAAAGAGGUUAAGGAAGCUACUGGCAAAUGAGCAUGGUGAUACGGGUACAUAAAAGAUCAGCAUUGAUGCUAUAUAUAAGUCACGGACUUUAAGUUGGCUAAAUAAAGGCGCGGUGCGACUAGUAAGUGAGCUUUUGCUACCUAAUUUCGCGAUUUUCGCGAGAGAGUAUUUCGCGAGGUUUUAUUUUCGCGAUUUCAACGCGCAAAUAUGAGAAAAGGACAUUAAAUUUCGCGAUUUAAGCAUUCUCAAAUUUCUAGUUAACCUGUAAAGCAAUGUGUGAAAGCUUUACAAAUUAACCUUGUUUCACUCUGAAUAUACAAAACGAAGUUUACCAGUCUAACCAGUUAACAAGGUAUAUUGUCGAUACAUAUCCCGUAUAUGAUGUUGCUAUUUCAAGUUGAUAUUUUUUUUCCUGUGAUUUGAAUUUUCUACACGAGUAUUUAAUUUCGCGUGCUUAAAUUUCACGAGGAUUUAUUUUCGCGGGUCCUUAUUUUUGCGAUUUUUUUGCAAUCGGGAAAACGCGAAAUUAAAGACCCGUGAAAUAAAGUACCAAUAAAGGUAAGUACAGUUUUGGCGUUUGACUUCAACAACACAAGUUCUUACGUGUUAAGCUACGCAACUAAAUGCCUUUUCCAUAUUCUCUCUUUAUAGCGUUCAUCAACAAUGUAAAGGUUGAGGAAAUGAUCCGCAGGGAGCCGUCAGGACACCAUCAUGGGAUUCAUGGAGGGCCCCCGUUUGGACAACAUCAUGGGAUUCAUAGAGGGCGCCCGUCUGGACACCAGCCUGGGAAUCAAAGAUGGUCCCAGUUUGGAUACCAUCGUGGGAAUCAAAGAAGGCCCCCGUUUGGACAUCAUCAUCAUAACAAUAACAAUAACAACAACAACAAUAACAACAAUAACAAUAACAAUAAUAACAACAACAACAACAACAAAACAACAACAACAAUAACAACAACAACAACAACAACAACAACAACAAUAACAACAACAACAACAACAACAACAUUAACAACAACAGCGUUGUAGAAACCCUCUAUUGUGAACAUGGCAAGUCAAGUUGUGAAUGCAACGAAACGGCAGAGUUUUGUAUAUUCAACCUUGAAAUUGACGAAAUUCAAACCUUCACCAGUUAUGAAAAGUUAUUCGUAAAUGAACCUACAGGAAUAGCUACGCGUGGCUUCGAAGGAGUGGGUUAUUAUUUCAAUGAAAGUGGAAUACCAGUGCCUGUCGAUAGCAGGGCCAUGGGACAAUGUAGAACACUGAACAAUGCGAAUUGCACUAGCCCUCAGUUUGUAGAUGGUAAAACGUACCGUAUGGCAAUAGCCGUCAACGGACAGAUUCCUGGACCUACCUUGAUUGUUCACGAGGGGCAAAAUGUUACAGUUCAUGUUCACAACAACCUUACCACUGAAGGUAUUUCCGUUCACUGGCAUGGGAUACACCAGAGAGAUUCACCUUAUAUGGAUGGCGUGGGACAAGUAACUCAAUGUCAGAUAGGACCCUCAUCUAGCUUUUCAUACCAGUAUAAGGCUAGUCCUGCUGGGACGUUCUGGUACCACUCUCACAGUGGCACACAAAGAACAGAUGGCCUUUUCGGUGGUCUUAUAGUUAAAGAAAAAAAAGAAAGAAUGGAAAAUCUCGCUCGGAUUUUAAACCUUGAAUUUGAGGACCUUCCAGAUCAGCAUACCUUAACGCUUAUCGAAUGGCAAAAUCAGGCAUCCUUGGAUCUCUUCACACAGUUUAAAGCUGGUGGUUUUUAUGCAGACAAGCCAAUUGGCGAGGUACCAACUCCAGAUUACAAAAAAUUGUUCCCCACCGUUAGUUUUGAUAAUGGAGGGGCUGGCCCUAUCCCGUAUUUUUCUGGAAUCAUAAAUGGCAAAGGAAGACAUCCUGAUGUUCCAUACAAUAAAACAAGACUGAGCAUAUUUACUGUUAAGCCCGAAACGACAUAUCGCUUCAGACUGAUUGGAGCCCAAGAAGGGUACGCUUACAAAUUCUCCAUUGAUGGUCAUAAGCUGACUGUGGUGGCCACAGACGGCUAUUGGAUUAAACCCAUAGAUGACGUUGACUAUAUCAUUAUCCAAACUGGAGAGAGGUAUGACUUUCUACUAAAAGCAAAAGAAAACGUAAAAGACUACUGGAUACGUGCAGAGACACUGGAGAUAAAUAAAACCUCGGAAGAGCCACCCUACCCGACACGAAACCAUGUGGCAGAGGCUAUUCUGCACUACAAAGAAGGAACAGAGAGGGGAAAUCCGGAUGAUGAUAUACCGUCCACAGAAUAUGAAAGUAUAAAAAAUAAUUCUCCAGCCCGUAAUUGCUCCAAAGACAAAAAAUGCAAAGCGGUGAACUGUCCAUUUGAGAAAUUCCAUCCCUCCUAUAACAUUACCUGUAUUAACGUUCAAAACUUUAGUUUACUUGAGCCAACUCCAGACAACGAACUUCCAAAACCUCAAGCAAGUUGCCAAAAUUGUACGCAUUUCAUCAAUUUCAAUUUUGAGGGUUCCUCUACUACUAGUUCAGUGAAUGGGCGCAAUUUCAUCCUUCCCUCCUUUCCACCCCAAACGCAAAAUAAAGAUUUUCGCACGAAGUCCCCAAUUUGUAACAACAGUGCUGAUUGCAAUCCAUCGACAAUCGAUUGCUCGUGUGUCUAUAAGAUUGACAUUCCAUACAUGAAAACUGUUCAAUUCGUGUUUUCAAGUAUUGGCAGGAUGAGCCAUUCUCAUCCAAUUCACCUUCAUGGCCAUUCAUUUCAUGUUGUUCAUGUUGGAUAUCCAGAGUAUAAUCCGGACGAUGGUUUUGUCAAAGAACACAACAAAGAUAUUUCCUGUGAUGAUGUCAAUUGCACAAAGGAUGGCUGCGACAGUAAGAGUUGUACCAGACCAAGGUGGGCGAACGCGACAAUGCUCUUUUCUAUAAAUCCAUAUACGGUAAGGAAGGACACAGUUACAGUCCCUGCCGGGGGAUACGUUGUCAUCAAUUUCAUAUCCGAUAAUCCUGGCCAUUGGUUUCUUCACUGCCACAUAGACGGGCACCUGCUUGAGGGAAUGGCAUUGAUUGUCAAUGAAGCCCCAGAGGAGCAACCAAAGUUGAAACCACCCCCAGGGAUUGAGAAAAUUAAGUGUGGAGACUUUGAGCUUCCCAAACCGUACUGAUAUAGAAUGAACAAUCAACUGCCAAAGGAAAGGUCAGCAUUCUCAGCAGCUAUAGUUAUCAACUAAAGCACGCCGGGUCAGCUGUCGCGAUUUUUGGGUCAGUUAAAGCCAAGGAACUACUUUUACAGUUCAAGUUCAUCUGUUUCAGCCCAAAGUUUUCAAGAUAGUAGAACUUAAUUUUGUACUCCAAACAUUCGUAUGUAUUUUGUUUUUCGAUUUUAACGGUUUUUGGCGGCAAAACUCGGUCACAUGGUUGAGAGCAAAAUUUAAACUUCAACAAGUGACGUAACAAACAGCUUAUUUUUUUAAAGAGCACGACGGGAUAGAGGCAAAUGAGAAAAAGAUUUUUGAAAAGCUCAGUUUCUUUAAGAGAUAUAGCAUUUUGAAAUGAGCCUGUGUUUCCUUAAAAAUAGUAGCAAAAUGGCAGGAAAUUCAAAAAUCAAAUCUUAAUAUCUUCUUAAUCAAGUGAUUUUAUCCCAUCUCUUGAAAAACUAUUUGUCUUUAAUUUGUUAUACCAUUAGUUGAAAUUGCAAUUUUGUUGUCAAUCAUUUGACGUCAUUUUCCCGCCAAAAACCGUUAAAAUUGAAAAACAAAAAACGUACAAUUGUUUAGAAUACAAAGUUCUACCAUCCUACAAACUUUUACCCUGCGAGCAGAGGCUCGCGUUAUUAGAUGGCCAGCUCAUACCGCGAAAAUGUAGCCUCUGCUUGCGGGGUAACAAACUUUGGGCUCAAACCGGCAAUAAAAGCUGUAAAAGUAGUUCCUUGGCUUCAAGUAAGUGACCUGAAAUAUCGCGACAGCUGACCCGGCGUGAAGUAAUAAUUAGAGAACAGUUAAUGGCAAUAUGAGGGCCAAAAGCCGUACUUCUGUACCUCCACAAAAACACUUAACUAGUAAUGUCUCGUAAAAGUUUGAGAUGGCAAGAAAGAGCUCUGAAGAAACUUGAGGAUACAAGGCUCCUGCUUUCGCUGCGUUUCUUGAACUUUAAAAUUUCCACUCGUGUUCCUGAAACUUGUCAGAACGAUGGAACAGGUAUUUUUUUCCUAAAGAAAAAUAUGAUUGCAAAUACUCGCAUCCAGACUGUGUUACUGCCAGCUUUGUUGCCACCGCCGUAACGCCUUUGACUUAAACACUUAAUAUGACAGUUUGCUAAACAGCAAAGAAUUCUCAGAUCAUUUCAUGGACUAAUUAGGUUUUAACUAAACAGAUGAUUUAAAACAUUUGCUUCAGUAUUUCGUAAUAUUUUAAUCGCCAGCCAAUAGAUAAACGUAUUACACAGGCGUGUAUCUGCGAGUUUUCGAGGAAUGUCUUGUGGUAUGAGCAGCAAAAUUACUAGUUAGCCAUGGUAUUGGGAAAAAAUUGGAGUUGUUUAGGAAGAUGUUUCUAAGCUUUACAAUUGAAUUCCAUUUUCUUAAAACCUCUAAUGACACCUAAUGAAUCGUGUGGGGCAUACAUUUUUUCAUUGCUUUUAUCUAGUUUGUUUAGGAAUCCUGUCGAGGUUAGUAUUCAUAACACAUAACAGAAUUAAAUAGAAGUGUAAGUUGCUGCGAAUGUUGGCCAGUGAUAGCAGAAGCACCCCAGCAUAUGUUUGGCUUGUCAGGGGUGGGGAAGGUGGGGGGAGGGGGGUUGGUGGAGAUCACUACUACAGUAGCAAGACAGUAGUUACUGCCAACUAGUAGGCAGGAAUGUGGGAUCAUCCCC